Messenger RNA from Pocillopora meandrina, 3584 nucleotides. NCBI's taxonomy places the organism in Eukaryota, Metazoa, Cnidaria, Anthozoa, Scleractinia, Pocilloporidae. The record is from the annotation of a GenBank genome assembly.
AUGAGGCCUUUAACAGAGGAAGAAACCCAAAGUGUGUUUGAAAAGCUGGCAAAAUAGUGAGUACACCCUUUCUACUUUGUACCUUCGUGAUUAAUUUAAUUAUCUCAUCACAAAGUAAGGUUUAAAAAGAGGUUGACUCCAGUGGCCGUAAUAUGACGAUGCUAACUAUGUAUAUAUUUUCAUUUUGUAGUAUUGGGGAUAAUAUAAAACUUCUCAUCGACAGACCAGAUGGAAAUUAUUGUUUUAGAUUGCAUGAUGACCGAGUCUACUAUGUAAGGUAAGUAGAUGACGCGUUAGGACAAAAAAAAAAGAGCGACGCUUAUAUUUAUUAAGCACAUGAACAGUUUUUGUUUGUGGCCAUAGCCAAGAUAAUAUUGAUAAUAUAUUUUUACUUACUGAAAGCUGUAGGGCACAAGUGGUUUGAAAUUUAAUUGUUUUGGUGAUAAAUAGCUUCAGAUGGAAGAUCAGGAAGGUUUCCUUUGUUUAAAUCCACAGUCUGGUUCCUAUGUAGCAAAGGAGAAUUUUUUGAACCAAGCAGCAGGGUAUCUUACAUUUUACGUACAUUUCCAUGAUUACUAACCCCAGGAACUUAUUUGGGUUUUAUUUGGUGCAGUGCACUUGGCAAAUCAAACUAUCUAUAGAGAAGACUUGGCCUAGCUACUUUUGAAUUAUCAACGAAAAGGAUAAAGUAUAAGUUACUACACCGUAUACCGUACUUCCUUCAUGCGUCUUGUUGAAAAUUGAUUAUAUUUGAACUGACAAAAUAAAGAGGUCUGAUAAUUUGUAGGCUGACUAGUGCAUCAAGUCAUGAUUCAGUUGUGUAAAGAAAAAUAAUUUUUUGGUGACUGAGUCAUGUCAGUCACCAAUGUACAUGCAUGCAUGCAUGUGCAAGACUUUACAAGUGUUAAAUCUUUUCAGAAAUAGCAACCAGUGGUAAGAAAAUCACCACCUACCAAGUUAUGUUUGUGGCUGUCUGCUCAGUUGAAAUAUUCCUUUUAUUCUUUAUUAAAAGAAAAGGGAGAGGUCUGUCUUAUAUUCCUGUUCUUCAAAAACAAGGAUGCUUAUGUCAAAAUACUCUAACAGUUCCAAGUGUUUCUAAAUUGUUGACUCAUAGUUGUAAUUUAUUUUCAUUUUCAGUGAAGAAAUCAUGAGAAAAGCCACAAAUAUAGCCAGAGAAAACCUAAUAAGUAUUGGAACAUGUAUUGGGAAGUUUACAAAGACAAGAAAAUUCAGACUUCACAUUACAGCACUUGAUUUCAUGGCACCAUAUGCCAAGGUAAGUAAUUACCACUGCAGUUCACAUAAUAAGAGGUGAUAUAUGUUUGUUAUUAUUAGCUGUAACAUGUUACAUGAAAUCAUGUACUUCUUUGGGCUCUCAAAAAAGAUUGUACAGUGGAAACCUAUGAGGACAGUCACCAAUGGGUGCAAAUGAAUUGGCCACAUUAACCAUUUAACUCCCAAAAUCUGAUAGUUAAUUCUCCCCUCUAGCUUCUACACAUUUCCUUCUAAAUUAGUCAUGAGAAUUUAGUGUUAGAUCAAGAUAACAACUUUAACCUGAUAAGUUUUAUUUUCUUCUCACCACCAAGCAAGACAUUUCUUUUUAUCUUAACUUUGAUAUUCUAUCUACUAUUUUAGGUCUUAAUUGUGUUUUGGCUUUGUAGUCUUAGGCUGUUAAUGUAGUUUUAAAAUUCUGGUCAUGUAUAUAUAUAUAAUUGAGAAUUUUGAUGUAAAUUAUUUUUAAGAAGCAGGGCCCCUAUGGAUACCAGCCUUAGAGCUGAAUGGGCUACCCUGUGUGAAUAAAGUUUUUACUUUUUUACUUUACUUAUUAUUCUCAUUGCAUGUUUGCUGGAUUACAUAUGGAUUUUUUUUUUUGGAGGGGGGGGGUGUCACAUUUUAUUCAAUUCUGGGAGUUAAAGGGUUAAAAGCAUGGGUGUUUUAUUGGGGCAGGAUCAAACUUCAUAAUUGCAAUAAUCCUUUCAUCAUGUUUGUAAUGAAAACAGGGAGGAGCAUUGCUUACUUUGUAAAGUAAAUUGGCUGUCUGAUUAGUAAAUGACAUGGUGAAAUAAUGGCCAUAACAAUGAGGUGACUGUAUGACCAAAGGUGGCCAUAAGACAGGGUUCCAGUGUAUUUAUAGUGAAUAUAGUUUUUAUACAUUGGAAUGUAUGUAUUGGAAUGAAGAUGAUUAUAUUCUUCAUUUUUAGUAUAAAAUUUGGGUGAAGCCAGCAGGAGAGCAGUCUUUUCUCUAUGGGAAUCAUGUUUUGAAGUCAGGCCUUGGGAGGAUAACAGAAAACACACCACAGUACCAAGGAGUUAUUGUAUACUCUAUGAAUGACCUUCCACUGGUGAGUGAAAAAGAAGGUCAUCUUGCAUGUAUCAAAAUGGGAUGGAAUUUCUCUAAACAUGUGGAAAUAUAGCACAGUUAACCCUUUAAAGAGUGACAAGGUUAUAGUCUCUCUUAACAAUCUAUCCCUUGAAUCAAAUGUUUAAGUCACAAGAAAAAAGGAAAUGAUUAGCAACCAAUAAAGCUCUUGAUGGUUUUACAAAUUCUCCUCAUCAGAACCUAGGAAAUGUACAAAGAACAGUAUGGAGAAAAGCAUAAUUAUGUUAGGGUGUAAAGGGUUAGUGAGUCGUGAGGAUAAGAAGGAUAAGAAAUAUGGAAAUCCUUACCCAUGAUAUUUUGUAGUCAGAUGGUCUUCCCUUGAAUAUAAGCCCAUGUGGUGGGGGAAGGGGAUCACUGAAUCCAUAUAGAAAUGUGAGGAGUGAUUGUUAGAAACCUAGAAACCUUUAAAUUCAGUUGUAUGGGUGUGGCUCCUACUAAUUUCACUCACCAAAGGUGCAUCAAACAUGAUUAAGGCAUUUUUGUGUAGAGCAUGUUUGUGUUAGGGAAUUUUUGUAGAACAAUUUUUCCAUAAAGUUCUGAAAGCUACUAUUUUGACUUAAAAGUACUAUUCUUUGUCUUCCACUAAGACCCCAAGGAGUGCUGCUAUGCAAAAUUUUCAAGUUGCAUUUAUUUGAUCCCCAGGAAUAUAAGUGUGCUGGGCCAUCUACAAGGCUUAUAUGAUGCGGCACUUGUCUCAAAAGUAGAUUUAGUAAUAGAGAAAACAUUCCGUGAGACAAGAACGAUUUAGUCGAAAUUUUAAAUACACCUAAUAAUUUUUUUUUAGUACUUCCCUCUCAAAUAACGGGGAAAUCUCUUGAAAUAGGUGCGCUUCAUAAUUUUUUCUAUUUUUCAGGGUUUUGGUGCCACGUCUCGUUCAACACAAGAUUGUCGCCGAGCAAAUCCUACAGAUAUCAUUUGUUUCCAUCAAGCUGAUGUUGGGGAAUACCUGAGAUCUGAGGACACUUUGACAUAACAAAAUGCGGAGACCAAUAAAAGAUCAAUUUUCAGGCAUUUUUAUCUUUUAUUUGGAAUUGUAAUAACAAUGAACUUUAGCUAAAAAUUAAGUGAAGAAAUAGCCUAUUGCGGUCAAUGCAAUAAUCAGGACAAACGUGUGUUUCAAUAUUUAUUUUGUAGGAUGCUACCACUAUCUUUAAAAAGAUGUUAUAUUGUUUGUUCAUGAAUAAAAAAAAAAUCACUUGAAAGC